Molecule: messenger RNA, 7244 nt
Organism: Numida meleagris (helmeted guineafowl)
Lineage: Eukaryota; Metazoa; Chordata; Aves; Galliformes; Numididae
Exons: 4
Coding region: 182-2230 (682 amino acids)
Molecular function (GO): protein binding; calcium ion binding
Source: RefSeq, a predicted model, not a curated record
CGCCGACAGAGCCGCUCAGUUCGCGGGAGACGACUUCGCCUACGCCGGGCCCGAGUUGGGCGGCGGCGCCCUGGGGGUGCAGCUCACCUGCGACGUGAAGCCAGGAGAAAAUGAAGUUCCAUCUGAAGAUGCCCUAAUACUACAGCUUCACCUUGCAAAAGGUCAUGAAAAAUUUACUGAAAUGCUAAAAAGCCAACAGCAGAUCAUUGCAGAUUUGCAGCAAAAACUUGCUGAACAGCAACAUAUAUUGGUUAGCCAGCAACGGGAGAUUCUUGAACAGCAAAGAAAAAUGUAUGAGCAAAUGGAUCUGAUCAAAGUGCAGUAUGGCAUGCUUUUUGACACAGUGAAACAAAUGUCAUUUCAGAGUUUGCAAGAAGAUAUUCAAAAUUAUUUUGAAAGUCAUCUUCAAGGACUUCAGAACCAGGUCAGGAAUCAUCUCCAGAAGUCAUACUCUGUGCAUAAAGUAGAAGUGGAUGCAAAAGUGAUUAAUGUCGGGGAGUCUUUGCUGGACUGUGGUCUUUGUGAAAGUGAUGAAUUUUGCAAUUUCCAAAAGACACCUUCACAAUGUGAAAAAUGCACAUUGUGUCCUGCCGGUUUUUUCCAAAUGGCUGAUUGUUCUGCAAACUCUGAUCGGAUUUGCCAGGACAGAGAUGAAUGCACUGAAUCUCCAAGCAUUUGUGGUGAGAGAAUAAAAUGCCUGAAUACUCCAGGUGGCUUCCGAUGCCUUGGAAUUGCUGAGAAAGAUGCAGCUCUGGGACUGUGUGGAGAUGAGUAUUUCUUUAAUAAGGAAAUGCAAGAAUGCCAGGCGUGUUUGAAAUGUGAGGAUGGAAUGGUGGCCAUGCCUUGUUCCACUGUCAGUGACACGGUUUGUUCAGCAACCAGUGAAAGCAAGCUAUCAGAAUCUUGGGCUGCAAACAUCAUUUUACCAUCUGUGAAAUCUGGCAUCUCUCAGGUCUACUCUGGCUUGAACUUAAAGAUAAGGGAAAAGCUUCACUGUGACAUCCUGUCCAUUGAAGAUCACAGCCUGAUAUUCAGGCAGCAUGGUCUGUUGUGGACUGACCUAAAUUUUGCAGUAAAACACAACUGCAGGAAUUUUUUGCAACUUUCCUUAAAGCUAAAUGGCAGUGAGGAAGGCUAUGAACUGAGUGGUGUUCGCAUUGAACAGCCAGAAGGAAAAUAUUUCCAGAGCACCAGUUUAAGCAGUGCUGCUGAGGUGGAGCCCAGCCAAACUCUUUCUGUGUUUCUGAGGAGCCCAAACCAAUUCUGCAAUCGAAGUAAAGACUUACAUAUUUAUGAUCUUAAUAGUCCACUAAGUUUGUUUUGGUUGUCUCAUGACACGGGUGCUGUGGCAAUCAGUGCACACAUGUCAACAGCAAUACAUUACCAAACCAACUAUCGACCUACAUUUAAAAUAGUUUCUGUUUCCGACCCUUACAUGCUAAGUUUAUCUCAUGAUGGCAGAGCUAUAAAAUUCACUGAAACAGGUGUUGUCAAAUUUGUGUUGCACCAAGCUUUGUAUUCCAUGGGUCACACUUGUGUCCGGGAGGGUUUCUCUUUAAUUUCUUACAUAAAUAGGAAUGGUACCAACAGAGAAUUAAUGAAUGUAUUUAAAUCUGGGGUAAAUUACAGAGACACAUCAAUAUCUGCUUCUGGGGCCACAAAAGUUGCUGCUGGAGAUCUGAUUAGCUUUGAGAUUCUCUCUCCUGCACAAUGUAAUGUUCGAUAUUUUGGAGAUAGUUCUGGGAUAAGUAUGUUUAGCCUCAUCUGGAUACCUUCAGCAGUUUCUAGUGCCAUAUCAGCCACAGUUUCUGUUACAGGCCUGCCUACUGGAGCUGUGAGAAACAAAUUACUGGAUUUCACCCAGAUAUCAUCCAAUGAGAAACAGAUACAGCUGGUUUCUUCUGGACAGCUUGCUCAGAAGUACUUCAUUUUCACAGAAAAGGGAGUUGCCAAUCUUGCUUUCAACUUAAAGCUAAUCCAUUCAUGCAGUGUGCUUAAAGUGACUCUCAACCGGUUGACCAUGGACCACAUGCAGCCCACAGCAAUUGCUCAGCAGAUUGGAGGGCAGAUGCCAGAGGGAAGCAUAUGGACCAGUGUGACUCUCCGUGCAUCUUUUGAAGUACAUAAUGGAACGCUGAUAUCAGUUUCUCUUGACUGUGUACGUGGAAGGAUCAAUCAGAUCACUCAUGAACAUGGAACCAGUAUAUCUAUCUUAUGGAUUUCAUCUUAAUUUCUGUACAGUGAAGACAGGACAGAACUGGGGUUUAAAUUGGAUUUGGAUUCUACUCUGAUUCUUUUUCUAUAUUUGCCACCUUACAGUGUGUCAGCGUGAAAAUAUUGUCCCGCUGAAGUGCUCUCAAAUUUAGGAAUAUUUAAAUUUAAUCUUAAUUAAGUGACCAGUAUUUAAAGAAAAGAGAGCUUUCAGAGUUCCAAGAUAGUACUUCUGUGAACAUCUUCAGGCAAGGUGACUAUGAAUUCAACUCAAAACUAUUUUUUACAAAGCAGUCUCUUAAAAUCAAUUAUUUCUGGACCACCGAAAAUUGCAGGCGAGAGUAAAUACCUUUUGGUGAUGGAACUGAAAGCAGCACAGCCAAGUAAUGGAAGGCUGCUUUCACUUUCUUCUGCCGACAAGACUAAAUGCACUUGGAGGCGAAUUUGUUUACAUCUUAUAAAACGUUGUGCUUGAUCCUUAAGUGCCUUAAGCGUGCCUCAAAGUAGAAAUGAUAAUACGGUAGCAUUGAACUAUACUUGCACAGUAUUCUAAAAAUGGACUCGGGUCAAGAAUAGAACAUUGUUUUUACAAAAUAUAAUCAUUGUUCUCAUCAUGAACACUGUAACUAACGAUCAUUCUAAUUUAAUUUUGAAAUAAUCUGCUUUUAAGUAAUUUGGAAAGACUUGUUCCCAUUUUAAGUUGUAGCCAGUGAAAGGUUGCAUGAUGAGAAGGAAGAAAGUAUUAGAAAAAUGUCUUGAAAGUUAGACUUUAAAAUGAAACAGACUUUCAUUCAGUUUCUUACCAAUUCUGAAUUAUUUUUUCCGACCAAAAAGGGACACCAUUCACAAGCAUGCUUAUUUUGCUGAACUGGUGCUUAAUUUUAGAAGUUCUUUUUUGUUAAAUCACUCAAUUCUAAAAUGAAAUGAUGUAUUCAAUUAAGCUGAUUAUUGUCUUCUUCCAACUCUUCUGUCAAACUGCUCUUUCUGAUCUGCAUUUCUCUCCUUUCUUCUCCUGAAGCAUCACUGCUGCUUCACUCUGUUCUUAUUUUGUUAGGAGCAAACAGCAUGCUCUGCCGUGUAGCUCAACUCCUUCCAGCCAUCCUUCAUCAGUCCUACUAAAGAACAGGUGUGUACGUCUGUCAGAUUUGUAAGAGGAACAUUAAUUAGACACUUGCAGGCUGCCUACCCUCAACCUAUUUGAAAGUGAGACUGCAAUGCAUGCUCUAACUUUAUUGUGGGUUUCUGCCUGAGCACGUGUAUCUAAAAUGCACGCACUUCCCGUGCUCUUCACUUGUUCUAGAGUUUGUUGCAAAUUUCCUGUAAAAGUACGAACCCAUAUGCAAGACUUCUAUCCAGUGUUUCCAUUUUUACUUGUAAUUUUUUAAUCCUGUCAUUACCACUUGGGGCUGCCUUUCCCUCAUCCUUUUUUCUUCAGGUUUAUACUCAGAGAUAUGCAGGCUUUGGACAGAUUGUUCUCCUGUACCAAAUGGAAAACUGGUUUUCCUUGUUUCAGCUCUUAAGUCUGAGCAACCUGAUGCAAUAUACCUCAUUGGAUGUUGUGUUGAGGCCAACACAACCACAGUAAGUUCAGUCCUGGUGUCAUACCUUCUCUGAUAAACUCACCUCUACAAAGAGGUGGGUUUGCAAGAAGGGGGUCAAAGGCCUUCCUCUCAGAAGCAGGGAGCUCACUGCUGUAUCAGGAUGUCUGUGCUGCAAGAGAAGCUUUGCAGAGAGCAGACCUGGGUAUUUCUGCAGUGAAACUGCAGGGAAGUCAGUGUUGGAGAAGGCUUGAAAUAAUAUGCUUACGUUUUUAUUUGACAAAAAGUCAAGCAAAUAAUUUUCUCACAGACAUAACCCCUUAUUUUUCUUGGCUGCUUUGCCGUAUGCAGUUGUUUUAAAGGCUGUCACCCCCAUUAAAAUGAUAGCUUAAGAGUCAUUCUGGAUUUAAACCUGUGUAGCAGAUAAUCAGAAUCUAAUGUAGGAUGUAAUCUAAUACAUCCUCAGCAAAGUGCAGAUGUUACUUGAAUAUAAUAAGCAUUUGCCUUUAUAUAGCAUAUAGCACAUCUAACAGCAUGAUUUGUAUAUGUAUAUUUUACUUGAGUGAGUUUGUAAUACCAGUGGAAUUGCUUGAAUAUGGAGAAGACUGAUGCUCAAACCCUGUGUUGUGCACAUGGUCAUGGCACUUCCAUUUAAAUGUGCCGUUAUUAAAGGAUGCAGAAACUACCAGGGAGCUGCAAAUGGGCAUUGUUACAGCUGAGGGAGAUUUCAGAGUGUGAAUUCUUAAAUACAGUACAUCUUUUCUGAAGAUUCUUGGGGGAGUGCUCAUAAUUGCCCUCAAAUUAAGAGUAGAUUUUUAGGUGCACAGGGCAGAAAUGCAGUAUUUUGCACCCAUCUGGUAAUGGUAAUGCAUUUCAUAUAAUUUUGCUAUUGUCAUCUGUGAUAAAUUACUCACAUGAUGAAAAAAAAAUUCUUCUAAAUACAAACUAUUAACUGGAACUUGCAGCAAGCUCAGCCUUAUUUCAGUCAAGAAGGACUCGUUGUUUGAGCCUGUUUUCAUCUCUUUCUAUAAAAAAAAAACAGCCUAAAUUAAGAGCUCAGGCAACUUACUUACUGUAACAUGAAUUUGGAGUAAGUGUGUUGGAGUCAGAGUGGAUUUAUGGUAGUCUAAAUAACAGCAUAGUAUAUAGCCUUUGCCUCUAUGAAAAUGAUAUAUAUUACCUCAUUCCGUGCAACAUUAAGUGGUGCACUACAGUCCUACAUAAGAUGAAGUUCAAAAGCAAUCAGACAAUGUAUGAUGAACGCUAAUUUUAUGGCACUUAUCCCAUUUGCUGUAAUUAAUUGCAUGCUUUAUUCUUGACAGAUAUACCCUAUCAAUUAUAUUUACAACUUAGGAACUUCUUAUUUCAAGUUUUCAUAUGGUUUCUUUCUUUUAGUAGCAUAAUACAGUGCUGUAAAGUACAGAAUUCAUUUAUUUUUUUUUUUCUUUUGCAUCUUUUGAUACCACAUUCAUGAGUACUCUUAAAAACUUGGGAGACAGUGUCUCCAACCCUUGCUUCUAGUGGGUGUUUCUAAUAGGGAUACUCAUAAGUAAGGUCUUGUAGAGUAAGUGCAAGUACAGAGGCUAGCAAAAUCUGCACAGAAAGUUGAAGUUAAUACAUCUAUGUAGGUCACUCCAAAAGUAAUGCUUCCUAUUUAUUUCCAUGGAAACUACAACAGAUACAAAGAGGACAAUAACGCUAUUUGAUAGAGCAAAUUCUAAGCUAAAGAACACAUAUCUUUCAACGCUGUCACCACUAUUAGCUGUGUGUUUUUGCCAGUGAUGAACAAGAGCCUGCAUGCCGCGCUUGUCAAAAUAUGCAUCACUGAAGGUGACCUACUGUCACCACUGCUGAAAUGCACCACCCACUGCCUCACUGUGCUCACACCCACUGCUUGGGCUCCAUAAGUGUUCAGCAAGAGUCAGUGAAUGUCAGUGGGUGCCGUUUGUUCCACAUGGAGGAAUUCAGUGACUCACCUUUGCUUCAUCUGCACUUCCAUGUCAGACACCAUUCUGUCGGACUGCCCCUCUACUGCUGUCUGUCACAUGGCAAAAAAUAAUGGAAUGUUGGUGGGAAGGUUCAGCUUCUACUGCCAUACCACCAACAUCUGCCUCUGACACCGUGGGCCAAUAUAAUGAAAUAGGAGGCAUUACUUUCGAAGCAGCCUUCAUAGAAAGGUGGACAUUUCACUUAUGUUAUGCAGAUAAUGGGAAACAUAUUGUGGAAAAUGUGACCAUUACAGGAGGAAAAUAGUACAGGUUGUGUAGUGCUGCUCACAUGAGAGGAAAAAGGAUAAGCUUUACAAAAACCUGCAUCAUUUAAUAUCAAACAUUUUGCAAUUUGAGAGAGCUUACCUGAAUAUAUUUUAUUACCUAUACACUUCUGUGCUUUCUGAAGUCAAAACUGGGUAGAAUAUGUCGACUAUUUUAAUUUAAUAUUUUGGAUUAUUCCCUUUGUUCUGUGGUCUGUGCAGAUUGCAGUACACUGUGAAAAUGACACUAGUUUCAAGUGGUGCUUUUUAAUAAAAUUUCCUACUUUGAAAUAUUACCUUGUGUUAAAAAUACUGUUUAGACACUUAACUUCUGUAUUAUAUUGUAAUAUGUUUUAAGAGAACUUUGCUGAAAUAAAUAAGACAAAAAGGCAUUAUUGAUUCCAUUGCAGUUUUUACCACUGCCUCUUUCUGAGACAGUUUUCCGAUGUUACUGAGCUAGUGACCUGGGCUUGUUGAAGUGACGUUAAACAAGAAAGUGAAGGUGGAGGGAAAUGGAGGUAGAAGGCAAGAAAAAUGGGAGAAUGAAGAAACAAACUCUAGUUGACUGAAUGCAGAAGACUUCAAACUGGAUUUCUUUAGAACAGUCUGAAAGAAAUACUUGCUUUCUCAACCAGUUGUAAUUGAAAAUGUGUUCAUCUGAAAACAGACUCAAUCACACGUGACUUCAUGUCUGUCUCUCUGACAAAGGACUUGCCACCUACAAACUUCUGUAAACCUCAGUAACAUCAGAGUAUGCUGAAUAUGCUCAUGUGUUUUGCUGAGCUGGCACAUUAAGUAGUGUAAUUGGGUAAUUACACAACUUGUACUAUGAAACCUCUGGAAAUAUUUGUGGGUUUUGGCAUGAAAGCUCAUCAUUACCUUCUAAGUAUGUUUGUAAUGGGAACCACUUCUCAUUAGAUAAACGAGCUUUCUCUGAGCUUCACAUUAUUAUCACUCGACUGCUAACGGUACCUAAUGUUGCUCGUUUAAGUCUCCUUUGAGUAUUUGUCUGUUAUACUGCAGCCAAUAAUGCAGACAUACUAAGUAUCUUCAGGACUUCUGUACAUGUGGGAUAUCAACAGAAUGUUCUUGUCACAGAUUUUCCUGAGCUGUUUCAUUGUUUUGAAUCAUAGAUUGAGUUGGUUCAGGAGUCCAUAUGAUAGAUAUGGGCUUUCAAUGCAAAUGUUACCCAGUGUGUGAUUUAGACUGGUUUUCACAUCUGAGUUGCAUGACCGCAGCCUUCU